Molecule: messenger RNA, 1093 nt
Organism: Talaromyces proteolyticus
Lineage: Eukaryota; Fungi; Ascomycota; Eurotiomycetes; Eurotiales; Trichocomaceae
Exons: 3
Coding region: 98-787 (229 amino acids)
Source: RefSeq, a predicted model, not a curated record
AACAUCUAGAAUCAUUCGGUAUGUACGAUCUCGGCGCUUUCAUGACAGGAGCCUCGGUUUCUAAUUUUACAUCUCCGUAACAAUUCAGACCAUCAUCAUGAAGAUUAUCACUAUAAUCGGCGCGAGCCUCUUGGGUUCGGCCUCUGCUGCAAGCAGCCAAGUUGUCACGAUGCUUCUCCCGAACAUGAAUGAUGAGCCCUGGGUUGCGUCCGUCGUUGGUGAAAACGAUGCUGCAACUACAUAUGCCGUUAACUGCGGUUCAGGCACGUCCGACGACUGUGGAGGUGUACCUGGCUUCACAGCGAUGCAAGGUUCCAAAACGGCUGGAUACUAUUUCAGCUUAACCGCCUCAGAUGUUCUGGUCUCUUAUGGGUGUUCCGUCGGUGGCAGCACGACGGCCAUCUGCACGGAAGCCGUCACUGGGACCGGCGCUAUGAGCCCAGGAACCUCUACCUUCACGCUUGGUCCAUCUGAUCUUCCGUUGAUGGAACAACCUGUUACUGUCACUGCCGGUUCGAUCACUCAGGACACGAGCAGUGCUACUUCUGCCGUUUCUGCCGUUUCUGCCGCUUCUGCCGCUUCUGCCGCUUCUGCCACGACAACAUCUGGAGGACCCCCUUCAUCGACCAAUACUUCAUCGGAUACUUCUACCGCUGCCACCAAGACUUCCAAGGCAUCUGCUGUAUCAACUGCGAGCAGCACUGGUGGUAGUAUGCCUCUAAUAACCGGAAACGUUAAGCUCUCACUCGGUGGCGCUGUGCUCGCCCUGGCUGCUGCUGGAAUUUAAAACACUCAUUGAUUCACUUCAUUUGUCCGGCGAAUAUCUGCCGGUGCUGCUAACACGGUGAACAAACAACUUCUUUUAUUUGUACAAAGAACUGAAAAUUUUGCAAGUGGGAUCAAGACCUAGCGACUGCUGUUGUUUCGAUACUACUGCGGAGGGCUUUUCAGAGUUUUGCUCGUCAAUAUCACUUACAUAGAAGGACUGUAAGUACAUAUGUACAUGUAGUUUGCGAUGUAGAUUCGACAUAGUAUUAUAACAAUUGAUUCAAGCUAUUGAAUGCAACUUUAAUCCUGAAGAAUACCUAUUCAA